Messenger RNA from Spodoptera exigua (beet armyworm), 775 nucleotides. Lineage: Eukaryota; Metazoa; Arthropoda; Insecta; Lepidoptera; Noctuidae. The record is from the annotation of a GenBank genome assembly.
AACAACAGUACCUUCAAUAAAAACAAAAUGUUCACCUACAUCUGUGCCGUCCUCAUCGUUGCCAGCAACGUUCAGGUAAUGCUGGCAGAAAUCCCCGAGGCUCUGAGUGUUCGGAGUCCCAUUUGUCAACAGAAAAAUGGAUACUACAAAGUGGAUGCUAGCUGUGACGCCUACAUUGAGUGCCUUAAUUACCAAGCCAUUGAAAUGAUCUGCCCCGAUGGUCUGCAUUACGACCCUCAAUCUAAAUGGCCUGGCUACCCCUGCGGCUACCCCAUGGAUGUGCCCUGUGUAGGCCGUGGUGCUUCCCAACCAGCUCAGCCAACAGCAGAAUGCCCUCACCAGUACGGUUACUUCCCAUCACCCCUCGCCAAGGAAAACUGCGGCCAGUACCGCAUGUGUGUCGGUGGCCAGGCACUGGAAAUGGUCUGCCCCACUGGUCUAGCUUUCAACCCUGAAUCCGGUCGGUGCGACUGGCCUGACCAGGUCCCCUCAUGCAAAGUUGAAGAUUUCCUUCGGUUCUCCUGCCCUGCACCUCCCGUUGAUGCUGACGGUGCCCCCUUGGAUAUCGUCCUUAACUACAAAUAUAACGAUAACUGCUACUACUUCUUCUCAUGUGAGAAGGGACGUGCGCGGUUACUCUCCUGUGAUGAAGGUCUUGCCUUUGAUCCCGCUUCGGGCCAGUGCAUCGAAGCUGAAUACGUCAACUGUGGUCCUAGCCAUUAAAAAAUAAAUAGUCAAUUAAAUUGAAGUUUAAAUAAAAAUAUUUCUUUGCAAA